Messenger RNA from Durotheca rogersii, 4056 nucleotides. RefSeq lists its product as uncharacterized. The transcript has 11 exons. Gene Ontology annotation, molecular function: magnesium ion binding; cobalt ion binding; magnesium ion transmembrane transporter activity. The record is from RefSeq and is a predicted model, not a curated record. Gene Ontology annotation, biological process: transmembrane transport; metal ion transport. Gene Ontology annotation, cellular component: membrane. The coding region runs from base 350 to 3853 and encodes 1167 amino acids. NCBI's taxonomy places the organism in Eukaryota, Fungi, Ascomycota, Sordariomycetes, Xylariales, Xylariaceae.
AAUUUUUUUAAAUGCAGUGUGUAACCUCUUUUGUUUUAAUAACGUAUGUAACCUCGUUUUCUAAUAAAGGACUGAAAGUGAUGGGAAACUUCUAGGAGUAGACAAAACGGAACAUUUACUCAUACAUGAUAUGUGCUAAAUGAGGGUUCCUCCUAAUGUGGCUAUGCGACUCUGUAGCCUGGCCGGGUACCUAUAAAAUGCCACCGGUGAGAGUUUAGAUGUCAGCAUAGACUUCCUCAUCACAACCUCAGCCGAAAAUAAGAGUUGGUAGUAAUUGCAUUGACAACAUAUUAAUGCCUGCGGCUCUGGCAGUCUCGAAAACGGGUCGGAAUUCUCACGGCAGUGAAGCAUGGAGGAUGUGCCAUCAACCCCGUUGCACCUGGCCGGUUCAGGCCCGCGUCAAGGUCAAUCUUCACCGCCACAACCGCCUCCCCGAGGUGUACAAGAUCACCCAUCAGAGCGUGGCAAUGUACAAUUUGUGAUGGAGCCCGAAGAACUUGACCCAUAUGAGGAUAUACCAUCUCCCCUCCAACUACCGGGUGCGCCAGUAGAUAGCCGUCAGCAUGAGGCGUAUCGCCCCCUUCACCCUAGAUAUUCUGUACCCGGUCCCCGGUAUCAAGAUCCCGAGAUAACAACACCUUCGUGGGAGCGGAGACCCUACCGGCGCUCUACCACAGACUCGUCUGAGUCAAAUCGCAGCCAGCUCGGGGGUGGCCCAGGCCGGGUCCGGUUCACCGAACCGGAGCGCCGCCCAAAGCCCCCAUAUAGGGGUCCUACCGAGGAUGACUGGCUGCCUUCUAGCUUAGAAGGUAUGAGCGAUAGACGCUAUAGGUCUAUACCGACCUCGUAUCGGAGCCGAUCCCGCUCAAGAUCGAGGCCGGUGCAUCGUCCGCAAAUCAUUCGGGGCCCAUAUGGCGGUGACCUCGACGACGACGUCGAUGGCUACAGCGAGGACGGCUUCGACGAGCUAAUAGGAGGAAGAGUGUUCCAAUUUGUCCCUUCGAGAAAUUCAGGAGCACUUUCCAACAAAGGUUAUAGUGUCGAUACCGAUGCUUCUUCCGAGAAGCCCGAUGAUGGAAUAUCAAAUGCGAACGAUGGCCAAAGCAUCUCCCGUGCUGGUAAAAUCCUUCACGUCUUCGAGUCUCGGUAUACUGGAGACGCAGUCCCAGAUGGAAUUCACACUACGGAGUUAACCGUGGUUCACGACCCUAAAAAGCAAAGGCAACCCCUUUUCAGGUGGAUGCACCUGGAACAGCCGAUGAUGAACCUGGAGGAGCUCUCGGCCGAGGUCUCGCAAAUCCCAGCUAUCACCGACUCCGAAAGGAAUGGCUUCGCACGGCUCCUCUCAGGUGUGAAAAAAAGCUGUGUCAAGUCCCGACCGACUUCUAAAGGGAGCAGCGCACGCCAUAUGGAUCCACGCCAAAUUUGCAUGAUGAUCCCGCCUGACGGGCGGUCCAAAAAUCAAGCUCCGAACUCAUUUACGUGGCUGUGCAUUCCAUACUUCUCUCUAGAGAAGUACUCAGGGCUCCUCUCCGCAAGCACGGCUUCCUCCUUUCCGAUCGAGACCCUACUGCAAUCGGAAUAUUCUCGCACAACGCGAGAGCGCGAGAUGCAGCAAGUAGUAUGUCAGAAUGGGGAAGCGCCCUCGGGCACAUGCUUCCAUAUUGCACAGCUAUGGUGUAUCGUGCUGAACAAUUCCUUACUCAUCACAUGCGGUCGAAUGUCAGCUUCAACAUUACGGAGCGAUCUCGUGCGUGUCGUCACGGUACCUCCCAAGGAGCCACAGGGAAGAUGGAAAACGAUAUACGUGAAAUAUUCCGAUGCCGUCCUGUGGGCAUUUCCUCUAGAGGCUUGUUCAACCUGGUUUGAUUUCAUCAUGCAUUUCCGUGAGUUUUGGCCGCGUCCAGUAAAGAUAUACCACCGUGAUCACAUCCUUGUUGCAAGCGAUUGGCCACGUAUCGCCAACCUGGUGAAAACUGUGAACAGUAAGGUUACGCUUGAGCUACGGUUAUGCCCCUAUCCACGUCCGCCAGCUGCUGGUAUAUUGCGGUCGCUUGAGCGAGACGCAGAGGUACCAGAAAACCAAAAGCCUAACGACAACGAACCUAGGACCCGGGACCCGGGACCCGGCUUCGUCCUCGACGACAGCUUUCACGUCUUCUCGUGGCUCGAAAUGGCCCAAGCUGAAUCCAAUAAUAGGAAAUUAGACACUGAAGCUCUAGUAGCACAUCUACGAGAAGCGGAGGAAUUUUUACUGAGCUCAAUACCGAAGAGAGAUAGGAACGCGUACCGCACUUGCGACCCCUCUUCUCAGAGACUUGUCUACAUGUGUUUGAGGGAGGAAGAACCGAGUUUUGAUGACAUGGAAGAAGAGACACGAGAAAAGAGCGAGUAUGAGGGCAAGGUCGAGAUAUACAAUGCAGCCGACAUCAUCCACUCUUUCUUCCUGCCACGAUCAUCGAGUAAACAUAUCCCGACUGUAGGGAAGUUCUGGGGCGCGAUUCGGGGUUUAGUAGAGGUAUCGAAUUCGGAUGCCGAUUAUGCGGACGACAUCCGCUCUCAGCGGUCGAGGCUGUCUCGCCGAGUUAUUACUAUGCGCCGUGAUGUUUUUCUCCUUGGACAACACCUCAGAUAUAUUGCGAGAGAAACGCAGUAUUUUCAGGACAUCAUGUUGCAUGCAUCAGAUGCAAUCCGAAGUCGGGCUGAGAUUCCUGACAGCCUCGUACGCGCAUGGCUCCACCUAGUCAUGGGUCUUGUCCAGGCGUCGCUCGCCGACGAGGCCUGGACCGAGAACCUAAACAUCGCAGGAGCUCUAAUACGAAGAGGAAUGGAUGAUAUAAUGAACGGGCUGUCUUCAGAGAAUUUAUUGUAUAGCUCGGUUGUUCAACCAAUGGAUCUCGUAUCCCUAGUUAGUUUCAGCUUGCUUCGAGACUCUACAGAGAGAUAUUCGAGCAUUAACGACACAUACUCUGACUAUCUAAAAGGCUUAGAGAACGAGAUUACGGCGAACAACUCGGACCGUUCGCACCAGUUCCGCCUCGCGCUUUUUAAACAAGAAGUCGUAGUCAUCCAGCGGGUAGUCUCAGCGCAGCUGGCUAUGGUCGAGGGGAUGAGUCUCCCGUCGAGAUCCGGUUACCGCUAUCAGACCUGGUGGGAUAAGGAAAUUCUAGAGAGGGAGAUGGGAAAACCGAAAGUCGACGCUACGGUGACGCGGUCCUACGAAAGGCAAGGCGCUGUAUACGUGGACGGGCGUAAUGCGCACGAGAGCCAUAACCUUCAGUACCGCAGGAGCGCCAGCGAGAAUAAGGUCAUUAGCUAUGCUGCCAACCACAACGUGGCUCCGCUCUGGAAUGUGGAAUCGUUCUCUAGGUUAUCCUCGACGGACCGCGGCGGCUUUCGCGAGCUCCUGAGCCGCGAAUGUAGGGCCUUGUUGGAGCGUCGGGAUUUCGAAUUCAAUGAACUCCAACGCAAGGCCUCGGGGCUCGAGGAAAUGAACGCCAACAUGAUCGAAUUCAGGAAAGAUCGGCAAGAGGCGGCCGUGUACGCCUUCACGAUGGUGACCAUCAUAUUUUUGCCACUCAGCACGAUUAGCUCCAUCUUCGGGAUGAACUCGAGCGAUCUGCGCGACAUGGAGCUGGGCCAGUGGGCGUACUGGGCGGUUGCUCUGCCCACGACCGUCGCCGUGAUCGUCACGGGUCUGUGGUGGAUGGGGGAGCUACACAACAUCGUGAGCUGGGUGGGUAGGCUGCUGCUAUACCGCCAGCCGAGGAAUUUUACGGGCGGUGGUUAUUAUGCGGAAGCGGGUGGGAGUGCGAACGAAAGAGCAGCGCCGCGCCGCGCCCGCCAUCUAUAGAGAGUGGCGACAGCACCGUCUACCUCCGAGACGACAUAAAUCUAAGGGCAGACCUUAGGCCGCCGCGGAUAAUACAUUGCAUGUCUCGACGAACUCGCUCAUCCCCCCGCCCUCACUUGGCCUCUCUUUUUUUGUCGGAUCAGACUCUGUACAUCCUGGACCACCUCCCUAACCUGGAUGAGAGAUCCCAAUCUGCGACAUGC